UUAAAUUUCCCCCAAUUCCUUCGCAAAGUUUGGGGGAGGGAUAGAGCUCGUCCAGCUGAAUAGGAACUUACAUCCAUGGUCCCAAAUUGAUAUAUCUGGGUGGAUAGAAGCCUUGGUGGGUAUAUCACGUUACCCCAGUAUCCAUCCCGUAGGUGAGGAAUGCGCCACCUUGGCUGAUAAGGAGCUGUACUGGUAACGCCGGCGCAGGCCUCACACUGAGUUAAAAGGUGGUUUCAGUUCUUUCAGUGGUAUCUCCAGUGUCAACAUGAGUCAGUUAUCAAAACAAAAAUAUAUGGCAUCAUCUAGCCAGACACCUGGCCCAUCUAGAGUAAACAUGAAAAAGAAGAAGAUUAAAACUGAGGAAAAAAUAGUUAAGAAUGAAAAGAGAAAGGCAGAUAAAACAGAGGAAAUGCCAGCAAAAAAGAAAAUCAAGAGGGAAGCAGUACUUGAUGCUGAUGAGGACAUCCAACUGGACAUCCCAUACAUGCUAUCGCAGCAGCACCACCUGGACAUGGAUGUCUCUGUCAACAUUAGCCAUCUGCUGGAGGAGGACCAUAAGGUGUCCUUCAUCGCCCGCUACCGCAAGGCACAGACCAACAACAUCGAUCCGGAGCUGCUGCACGAGGUGGCGGCCUCACACGCCUACCUGGUGAACCUGCAGACGUCCGUCGGCAAGGCCUACAAACAGCUGAAGAAAGAGGAGAAGGUGACACCAGAGCUCCGCCAAGCGCUUGUUUCAGUCUCCAAGAAGUCUCAGCUCGAAACGCUGAUGGAGCCGCACAAGAAGGGUCCGCGCACGACAUUGGCCGCCCGCGCGCGCGACGCCGGGCUGGAGCCGGCCGCACUUCAGCUUCUCCAUGGCACCGCUAGAUGUCAGCCGGCGGCGCUCAUUCAGCCAGGACAGGAAGGCCGCUCCACGCUUGAGCAGAUCCAGACCGGGCUGAUAAACAUUAUCUGUGACGUCAUCAGCAAGGACGUCACCAUCCAGCAGGAGGUGGUGCGCAUGGCCUCGCACCCCGGCAUCCAGCUGGUCACCAAGCAGAAGGCGGCGUCCAAGAGUCAGCCGGCGCCCGCCGACGAUCAGGCGUACAAGUACAAGAACUACCUGAGCUUCCGCAAGCCGAUCCGCUGGGUACGCAGCUUCGAGUACCUGGCCAUCUGCCGGGCGGAGGAGCAGAAGUACAUCACGGUGCGGCUGGAGCUGCCGGACGAGCUGCGGUACCGCUUCAGAGACCACUGUGGACACCGGUUCCUCAGCAGCGGCAUGCGGGAUGCCGUUCGCGAGUCGAUGCUGGAGCGGGCGGUGGGCGACGUCUUCAGCAAGAGCGUGACGCGCCAGCUGGAGCGACAGGUGCGCAGCUCGCUGAAGGAGGCCGCUGAGCGCGAGGCGCUGCUGGUGAUGUCGCGCAACCUCAAGGCCAAGCUGCUGACACCGCCGAUCCGGGGCCGCGUGAUUCUGGCGCUGGACCCUGGCUUCAAGGCCUGCAAGGUGGGAGUGGUGUCGGCGCAGGGGGAGAUCCUGCAGACGGCGGUGCUGCAGCCGCGGCUGGCCGCUCGCUGGCCGCACGUCUCUUCCGACGCGGCCGCCGUGCAGCUUCGGGAGAUGGUCCAGCGGCACAGCGUCACCCUGCUGGGGGUGGGCAACGGCACGGCGUGCCGAGAGACGUGGCAGUACGUGGCCGAACUGAACGGCGCCGGCUGGUUGGCCGAUUCGCCGCUAGAUGUCACGCUGGUCGACGAGGGCGGCGCCAGCGAGUACUCGACCACCAAGGCGGCGGCCGACGAGAUGCCCGAGCUGGACUGCAGCGUCCGCAGCGCCGUGUCGCUGGCGCGCCGCCUCCAGGACCCCAUCUCCGAGUACGUCAAGGUGGACGUGACCUGUCUGGGGGUCGGCAUGUACCAGAAGGACAUGCCGGCCGGCCAGGUGAGCCUCGUGCUCGGGGACGUGCUUUCCGACUGUGUGGGCGCCGUCGGUGUCGACCUCAACACGGCCUCCGUGCAGCUGCUGCGCAAGGUGCCGGGCCUCAACGCUGGCAGCGCCGAGAACAUCGCGCAGAAGCGGCGCGAGGGCAAGCUGUUCGUCAACCGGCAGCAGCUGCGCUCCGUCAAGGGUGUCGGUCCCAAGAGCUUCGAACAGUGCGCGGGCUUCGUGCGCAUCCUGCCCGUGACGGGCGCGGCAGGCAAGAAGACGAAGAUGACGCCGAAGAAGGGUGGCAAGGUCGCGCCCACGGAUCCGGAGCCCCUGGACCAGACCAUCAUCCAUCCCGAGAGUUACCCAGUGGCCAGCAAGCUGCUCAAGCUAAUUGGCUGCUCGUCGGCCGACGUGGGUCAAGAGUGGCUGGCCGAUCGUCUGACGUCACGCUGCGGUGGGCGGAGCCGGGAGCAGCUGGCCACGGAUCUGGGCACGGACGUCCACACGCUGGAGCUGAUCAUCAAAGCUCUGUCAGAACCCGGGUACGACGAGCGCCAGGAGAUGGCGACGCCCAUGUUCUGGAAGGCGGCGAUGCGCGCGCAGGACGUGCGCUGCGGCGCGCGGCUCCGGGGUGUCGUCAGGAACCCGACAGAAUUCGGCGCCUUUGUUGACCUCGGGAUCGGCGAGUCGGGUCUGAUCCACGUCUCCAAAAUGGGCUCGGCCGAGCUGCGGGUGAACGAUCACGUCGAGGUCGAGGUCAUCAAGGUCGAGAACAAAAAGUUCAAGGUCGACAUCGGCCUGCGGCUGCUCAGGAAGCUGGACGGUCGCGCCGAGCCGAAGGCCGGAUAGGUCCGGGAGGCGAAGCUCUGAGGCCGGUCUGGUCCGUCCGUGGUCCUGACCAGGUGGACCAGACCCGCCGGCUGCCCCGGACCAGACCUGCGUCUGGUCUCCUCGGUCCGCCGGUCGACCCGACGUGGAAACCAGUGUCAGCUGAUUUGUUGAUGGCUCGUUUAAACGUGAGCACUUUUUGAAGGUCAUGUGGCCUGUUAUGUCGUCGGUUUCCAAGAUCACCAUCGACUUUCAGCUCGGAGUGCGUUGAUGCGGUGCUUGGUAUUGCGUGCAAGGCUGUGAUGUUAUGCUGAUGCAAUACACAUUCCCUGCUCGG
Molecule: messenger RNA, 3077 nt
Organism: Pollicipes pollicipes
Lineage: Eukaryota; Metazoa; Arthropoda; Thecostraca; Pollicipedomorpha; Pollicipedidae
Product: S1 RNA-binding domain-containing protein 1
Exons: 16
Coding region: 266-2761 (831 amino acids)
Biological process (GO): nucleobase-containing compound metabolic process; translation
Molecular function (GO): mRNA binding; structural constituent of ribosome
Source: RefSeq, a predicted model, not a curated record